Purpureocillium takamizusanense is the source of this 991-nucleotide messenger RNA. RefSeq lists its product as uncharacterized. The transcript has a single exon. NCBI's taxonomy places the organism in Eukaryota, Fungi, Ascomycota, Sordariomycetes, Hypocreales, Ophiocordycipitaceae. Gene Ontology annotation, biological process: protein folding; protein stabilization; protein import into mitochondrial matrix. The coding region runs from base 73 to 675 and encodes 200 amino acids. Gene Ontology annotation, cellular component: mitochondrion. The record is from RefSeq and is a predicted model, not a curated record. Gene Ontology annotation, molecular function: protein-folding chaperone binding; zinc ion binding.
CCUCCAUCGUCAACACCUCACGAUUGCCGCCGACGAAGCUUUCCAGAUCGCGACAACACCUCCGCCCCCGCCAUGGCAACCAAGUCGCUGCCGCUCUUGCGAAAGUCCGCACGCCUACUCCCGCCGCUGCGACUCUUCUCGUCAUCGUCCUCAUCAUCCGUCCACCGCGUCGCGCGGCCCGCCGCUGCCAUCGCCACCGCCGUCCCGCGAAGCCUCUUCUCCACGACGCCCCUCCGCGCUGCGCACUCCAUCCCCCGCCCGCCCCCGCGGCGCGUCAGCCCAGACUCCCACGCCGCGACCGCUCCCUCUGGUGCCGACGCCCCCGCCUCCGAGGGCGAGCGCCCCGACGUGCCGUCGUCGUCCUCCCGGGCCGGCCAGAACCAGGCCUACUACCAGCUCUCCUUCACCUGCGUGCCCUGCGGCCACCGCUCCCACCACAACGUCUCCAAGCAGGGCUACCAUGGCGGCUCCGUCCUCAUCACCUGUCCCAGCUGCCGCAACAGGCACGUCAUCAGCGACCACCUCGGCAUCUUUGGCGACCGCUCCAUCACGGUCGAAGACCUCAUGCGCGAGAAGGGCAACCUCGUCAAGAGGGGCAGCCUUGGCGAGGACGGCGACAUCGAGUUCUGGCCCGACGACGACGUACAGGCUGUCAAGCCGGGCGGCUCGGCCUGAUUGUCCCUCAGAUCAUUCGAGCGCCGCGCCUCACGACCUUUUACGAACCCAUGUACCAACAGAUCUCAACAGCAUACCACCACCAGUGUGUGUUCAGCGCUACGACACCUCAAAAACAAUACCCCCGCUAUCUUGUCAUGUCGUUGACGCCCUCGCUCAAACAGCCUUGUCUACGGCGAGGCGGCACGGGACAAUGUAAGCUUCACCAAGAUGUCAUGGCUGCCAUGUACGUCUUUGUAAACACCAUGUAUGAUAAUUAGAUGGGCCCAGAACGCCGCGGGGCCAUGCACUAAAUAGAGGAGCCUCUUUUCCCAUU